Zygosaccharomyces rouxii is the source of this 504-nucleotide messenger RNA. It is a transcript of the gene TMA19, whose product is annotated as Tma19p. The transcript has a single exon. The record is from RefSeq and is a predicted model, not a curated record. Gene Ontology annotation, cellular component: cytoplasm. The coding region runs from base 1 to 504 and encodes 167 amino acids. Gene Ontology annotation, molecular function: calcium ion binding. NCBI's taxonomy places the organism in Eukaryota, Fungi, Ascomycota, Saccharomycetes, Saccharomycetales, Saccharomycetaceae.
AUGAUUAUCUACAAGGACAUUUUCUCUGGUGACGAAUUGUUGUCUGAUGCUUACGACGUCAGCGAAGUCGAAGGUGCUGUUUACGAAGCUGACUGUUCCAUGGUGAAGGUCGGUGGUGAAAACAUCGAUAUCGGUGCUAACCCAUCAUCUGAAGGUGGUGAGGAAGGUGUUGAAGACAGUGCUGAAGUUGUUAACAACGUUGUCCACUCUUUCCGUUUGCAACAAACUGGUUUCGACAAAAAAUCCUUCGUUUCUUACAUCAAGGGUUACAUGAAGGCUGUCAAGGCUAAAUUGCAAGAAACCAACCCAGACGCCAUCCCUGUCUUUGAAAAGGGUGCUCAAGCUUAUGUCAAGAAGAUCUUGGGUUCUUUCAACGACUGGGAAUUUUUCACCGGUGAAUCUAUGGACCCAGAUGCUAUGGUUGUUAUGUUGAACUACCGUGAAGACGGUGUCACUCCAUUCGUUGCCAUCUGGAAACACGGUGUCUCUGAAGAAAAGAUCUAA